AUGUAAAUUAACUAAUUGCCAUCUAAUUAUUAGGAUAGAUUAGCAGAUUUGGAAGCUCGUAUUCUAAAAAAACCUAAAAUUGAAAUUUUAGAGGCUUUUUAAAAAGGAAAUUCUUUUGAGGUUUUUUCUUCUUAAAAAGAUCAUAAAUUAUCAAUCAAAUAAUAAUCUUUAUAAGGAACUCCUCGUAAGAGUUCUAGUGAUCAAACACUCUUUCGAUAAUUACAAAUUACAAAGUUUACAAAAAGUGAUUAGAAGAAAUAAAAUUAUAAUAUAAAUUUUGAUUUAAAUGAAAAUGAAUAAUAAAAUGCUGAUUAAAUAUUGAAAUAGAAAUUAAAUACAAUAGCAAUUUAAGAUAUCAGAAUAAAGGAAUUAGAAACAAGAGUAAAUGAAUUAAAUUAAGAAUUAUAAGUAUAAUUAUAUAAUUAUAUAAAUAAAAGGAAUAGAAGGAUUAAUAAUUUAAAAAUGAAAAUGUAGUAAAAUAGUUUGUAAUAGGAUUGGAUUAAUUUGAGAGAGUAUAAAUUGAAUAAGAGAUUGAGAAGAAUAAAGAGAGAUUAGGAGAAUAUUCUUAUCAAAGAGAAAAGACUUAAAUUUAAGAAGUAUGGAUGGAUGGAAAAGAAAUUAAAUAAUUAAAAGAGAAACUUAAAAUGAUUGUAAAUUAAAAAGAGGAUAUAGAAAGUAAAAAGAAAUAAUUUCAAUUUCAAUCUUCAUCUUAAUAUCUGAAAUAUAUAUUACUAUUAAAAGAAGAAUAAUAAUUAUAAGAAUAAUUAUGCCGUUUAGAAAAUGAGAAACAAAUCUUUUUAAAAUAAUUAAGGAGGUAAUAUGAUGAAAAACGUGCUCGAUUUAAGAAGAUUAAUGAAUAUCGAACUAUAGGAGAAAGAUAUGUAUUACUUUAAUUAUUAGGCAAAGGUGGUUUUAGUGAAGUCUAUAAAGUAUUAUUCAUAAUUAAAUUAAGGGAUAUGAUUUAAAAGAAUUAAAGUAUGUUGCUUGUAAGAUUCAUUAAUUAAAUCCAGAUUGGUCAACUAUUUCAAAAUCAAAUUAUGUUAAGUAUGCUACAAGAGAGUAUAAAGUUCAUAAAGAAUUGUUACAUCCCAAUAUAGUUAGAUUAUAUGAUUCAGUUGAAAUUGAUUUGAAUACAUUUUGUACAGUUCUUGAAUAUUGUGAUGGAUGUGAUUUAUCCAUCUAUAUCAAAAGAUAUAAAUACUUUCAAGAAAAGGAAGCCAAAUUAAUUAUUUAAUAGAUGCUUAAUGCUAUUAGAUAUAUUCAUUAGAAUAAUAUAAUUCAUUAUGAUAUCAAGCCAUAAAAUAUAUUAUUUCAUCAAAAUGAAAUCAAAUUAUCAGAUUUUGGAUUAUGUAAGGUAGUUGAUAAUGAUAAAUCAAAAACGGAAUUGACUUCAUAAGGUGUUGGUACUUAUUGGUAUUUACCUCCAGAAUGUUUUCAUAUUGGAGAAUAAUUACCUAAUAUUUCUAAUAAGGUAGAUAUUUGGUCUUUAGGAGUUAUAUUCUAUGAAAUGCUUUAUGGAGUAAAACCAUUCGGAUAAGGAUAUAGUCAAGAAAAUAUUCUAAAAAAUAAGGUAUUUUUUAAUUAUGUUAUUACAGAUCAUUUUAUAAUCAGAGAAUGUUAGUUUUCCAACAAAACCACAUGUUUCAAAUGAAUGUAAAGAAUUUAUUAAGGGAUGUUUAAAUUAUUGUUAAACAGAAAGGUUUGAUUUUGUUUAAGCUUGUAAUCAUUAAUACAUGUAGCAGAGAAAAUGA
Molecule: messenger RNA, 1751 nt
Organism: Paramecium sonneborni
Lineage: Eukaryota; Ciliophora; Oligohymenophorea; Peniculida; Parameciidae
Source: the annotation of a GenBank genome assembly